Molecule: messenger RNA, 3600 nt
Organism: Molossus molossus (Pallas's mastiff bat)
Lineage: Eukaryota; Metazoa; Chordata; Mammalia; Chiroptera; Molossidae
Gene: SLC16A2
Product: solute carrier family 16 member 2
Exons: 6
Coding region: 99-1706 (535 amino acids)
Biological process (GO): transmembrane transport
Molecular function (GO): monocarboxylic acid transmembrane transporter activity; thyroid hormone transmembrane transporter activity
Source: RefSeq, a predicted model, not a curated record
GCGGCAGCAGCAGCAGCGUUUGGAGUGGCAGCAGCAGAAACCAGCACCAGCCACACACAGGCUCCUCCGGCCCGAGCAGCCACAGUCCCCGGGCUGUGAUGGCGCUGCAAAGCUCAGCAAGCGAGGAAGCCAAGGGGCCCUGGCGGGAGGCAGACCAGGAACAGCAGGACCGGGUGGGUAGCCCGGAGCCGGAGCCGGAGCCCUUGCCAGUGCCCCCGCCGGAGCCCCAGCCGGAGCCGCAGCCGGAGCCCCAGCCCCUACCAGACCCCGCAACCCUGCCGGAUCUGGAGUUUGAGCCUGAGCGGGUGCACGAAUCCGAGCCCACGCCCACCGUGGAGACCCGCGGUACGGCGCGCGGCUUCCAGCCCCCCGAAGGUGGUUUUGGCUGGAUGGUGGUCUUCGCUGCCACCUGGUGCAACGGCUCUAUCUUUGGCAUCCAGAACUCCGUGGGGAUCCUCUACACCAUGCUGCUGCAGGAGGAAAAAGAGAAAAAUCGCCAAGUGGAGUUCCAAGCAGCAUGGGUAGGAGCCCUCUCAAUGGGCAUGAUCUUCUUCUGUUCUCCCAUUGUGAGUAUAUUUACUGAUCGUUUGGGCUGCCGAAUCACAGCAACUGCAGGGGCUGCCAUCGCUUUCAUCGGCCUCCAUACUAGCUCCUUCACCAGCUCACUAAGCCUGCGUUACUUCACCUAUGGGAUUCUCUUUGGUUGUGGCUGUUCCUUCGCCUUUCAGCCAUCUCUCGUCAUCCUGGGCCACUACUUUCAACGCCGCCUGGGUCUGGCCAAUGGUGUAGUGUCUGCUGGGAGUAGCAUCUUCUCCAUAGCCUUCCCCCUUCUCAUCAAAACGCUGGGGGCUAAGAUAAAGCUCGCCCAAACCUUCCAGGUGCUGAGUACCUUCAUGUUUAUUCUUACGCUGCUUUCCCUCACCUACCGGCCCCUCCUGCCCAGCUCUCAAGACACCCCAAGCAAGAGAGGUGUCCACACCCUGUGCCAACGCUUUCUAGCUCAACUCAGGAAGUACUUCAACAUGCGAGUGUUCCGCCAACGUACCUACCGUAUCUGGGCCUUUGGGAUUGCUGCUGCUGCCCUUGGCUACUUCGUUCCCUAUGUACACCUGAUGAAGUAUGUGGAAGAGGAGUUCUUGGAAAUCAAGCAGACCUGGGUGCUCUUGGUGUGUAUUGGUGCUACCUCAGGCCUUGGGCGCCUUGUAUCAGGCCGUGUCAGUGACUCUAUUCCUGGACUCAAGAAGAUCUACUUACAGGUCAUCUCCUUCCUGCUCUUGGGCCUGAUGUCCAUGAUGAUUCCCCUGUGCCGGGGCUUUGGAGGCCUCAUCGUUGUCUGCCUCUUCCUGGGCCUUUGUGAUGGAUUCUUCAUCACCAUCAUGGCCCCCAUCGCAUUUGAACUGGUGGGCCCAAUGCAGGCCUCACAGGCCAUUGGCUACCUCCUGGGCAUGAUGGCCUUGCCGAUGAUUGCUGGGCCCCCCAUUGCAGGCCUCCUCCGCAACUGUUCUGGGGACUACCAUGUGGCCUUCUACUUUGCUGGUGUGCCCCCAAUAAUUGGAGCUGUAAUCCUCUUCUUUGUCCCUCUGAUGCAUCAAAGGAUGUUCAAGAAAGAGCAAAGGGAUUCCAGCAAGGACAAGAUGUUGGCCCCUGACCCAGACCCCAGUGGGGAGCUGCUGCCAGGCUCCCCCACCCCUGAAGAGCCAAUCUAAUGCCUCUUCCUUGUCAUUGUGUGCUCCUCUCCAACCCCUUUCCUUCACCCCACCCUGCUCAGCAUUUACAUUUUUGCCACCAGCACACUUGUUCCCAAACCUGUGCACACAUUUCAGCCACCUGACCAUCCCUUUGGAGCCAAAGCUCCAGAUGUUCCAAACUCAUUAACCAAAUUCUCUUCAUGAAUGCCUUUAAACUUGCCAGGGUCCUUUUUCUCCCAUGACCUAGGAAAGCUUGGGAUCACACCCUGGCCUUUGGAAUCUCUCCCUAUACUUUCUAACCCCUAGGGGAGGAGGGUCAUGGGACCUCUCUUUCCCCUAGCUUGUUAGUCACUCACUAGAAGCAACUGUCAAAGGUGCUACUGUGUCCCCAGGAGCCUGGUGGGAAGACCCAAGCCUCUGUGUGCCGAGGAGCUCCUUGCUAUCUGACCUUAGGAGCCGUUGGUGGAGAGGGUUGGGGGAAGGGCAGAGAGGUAAAAUGGAACUAUGAGCCUUGUUUAGCCUCAGAGUUUCUGAGUGCUGUAACUUCCCAAAAACUGUGGGUGCUGUUAGUUUAUAAGUGUACAGAUAGUCUCCCCAAUAUCCAAUUGGUUAACACUCUGCCUCCUUCUUCCCUUCCUCUUUUUUCCCCUCGACUUCCUACUCAUUUCUCUUCCCUCUAUAUUUCUUUUUAUGACUGUCAGACACAUGGGUGCCUAAAGGAAGGAGGGACCCAGAUCUUGGGCCAAUAAGCCUUACCUUGGCCUAGUCCACCCCUAAUAGUAGCAUCAGUCAUACUCAUCUCAGGCUGAGCCAUACCUCACCUUUUGGCUCAAGCUGCUAUAAUCAUAGACUGGAAGAGUAGAAUACCAUGUAGGGAAGGGGCCUUACAGAGCACUCACUGAUUUUUACAUAUUACCCAUGCCAAUGCUUUAACCUGCAGGCCCUCCCAAGCAGGGAUAUGUCAAAAUGUGAAGAAAUCCCUUUCAUCUCAGCAGGCAGAGGAGGACUGAUGCCAGGGAGAUGACAUGGUAUGGGGAGAGGCAACUCAACCUGGUGAAGUACCAACUCUUCUAUCUCUCAUUAUUCACGACAGGCCAAUAUUUCCAUCUGGGGUAGGCCAUGCUAGGAACUGUUUUAGGCAAAAUCCCAUUCCCAACUUAGAUCCCCAAAAGGUAGAGGCAUCAGCUACACCAAAGUUUGGACAGUUUCUUUUAAGAAGGUAAAACCUUGCUAGCCUUUACCAACCAAUGUGUCCCUCAUGCUGUGUAUCUUAGCCCACUCUGAUUAGUGGGCAUUAAAGGUGCCAGGAAAAGGUAGACUCUGGACCACCUUCACCCCUGUAAAACAGGUAUCAGAUGAUUUCCAAUGCCCAGAUUCUGGGCAACAGUCUUGCUGAAGAGGAUUCCCAGCUAGGCUGUGUCUAGCCAGCGCAGCUCACCUCUUUAGGAGCUCAACCUCUCUCCUCACUCAGCCUCUUCUUGUUCCUUUCUCCCUAUUCUGGGCCUUGAUCUUUUGUGUUUCUAUUACCCAAAGUUUUUCUCAUCUUCUUGCCAUCCUUGGAUGUCACUAAGAGCUAACACUAAUGUGCCACUGCAAGCCAGGGCCAGGAGGAUGAGAUUGCCCCUUGGGGGCUCCAAAGAAGACAGUGACCCCUACCCAUGAGUUUUUCCAUUACAAAUAGGCAGCUGGGGCAUUGUUGGCCUCUUAUGGCUUCGUUCAAGGCCAAAGUCCUGAUCCUCCUCCACUGUCCCAGUUCAGCUCUUAUCCAUUCCUCAAAGGAAAACACACUGGUUCUUGGCUCUGUAGGUAGGAAGAGGCAUAAUUACUAUCCUAUCAGCUCAAACAGCAGUGGAACAGGAGAAGCUGCGCCCCAGGAGCCUUGUAAUUCCUAGGAGAGACCACUGAAAAUGUU